Bradysia coprophila is the source of this 1470-nucleotide messenger RNA. RefSeq names its product alpha-N-acetylgalactosaminidase-like. The record is from RefSeq and is a predicted model, not a curated record. Gene Ontology annotation, biological process: oligosaccharide metabolic process; glycoside catabolic process. Gene Ontology annotation, cellular component: cytoplasm. Gene Ontology annotation, molecular function: alpha-galactosidase activity. Lineage: Eukaryota; Metazoa; Arthropoda; Insecta; Diptera; Sciaridae.
CAUAAAAUUCGACGCUUUAUCGUCUAUGCCUUCUUCAGUGAAUUCACAAACAGAAACCGGCCGAGUAACAUUGCACAUCACGUUGAAGUGGCUUAGAAACACGAUUUUGUAAAAUUAAAAUUUAUUCAGAGUUUUAAGGUCGCAGCAGCUAUGUGGAGUAAAAUUUUGAGUUUUGUUUUACUGUUAUGGCAACAAAAUAAAUGUUUAGUGGACGCGUUAGACAAUGGUUUAGCAUUGACUCCACCAAUGGGAUGGAUGUCGUGGCAACGGUUUCGAUGUAUAAUUGAUUGUGAUUUAUAUCCUGACGAAUGUAUCAGUGAGCGGCUAUUCAAAACUGCUGCCGAUGUGAUAGCAUCGGAAGGAUACAAAGACGUUGGCUAUGAGUACGUGAUCAUUGACGACUGUUGGCUGGAAUCUGAACGUGAUAAUGUAACGAAGGAGUUAGUACCGGAUCGCAAACGUUUCCCCAAUGGAAUGAAGGCAUUAGCUGACUAUGUUCAUUCGAAAGGUCUAAAAUUUGGCAUUUACGAAAACUACGGAGCAAAGACGUGUGAAGGAUAUCCGGGCAUCAUCGACCACAUGGAACUAGAUGCUAAAACGUUCGCCAAAUGGGAUGUGGACUACAUUAAGGUAGACGGAUGUUAUGCGGACUACCUUGAUUAUGACGUCGGCUAUCCCGAAUUUGGUCGUUUGCUGAAUAAAACCGGCCGUCCGAUGGUGUACUCUUGCAGUUGGCCGGUGUAUCAGGAAAUAAAAGGAUUGACGCCAGACUACGAAGCAUUGAAGCAACAUUGUAACUUGUGGCGUAAUUGGAAGGAUAUCCAGGAUUCAUAUGAGUCGCUGCGUAACAUUACCGAAUAUUUUGCUGUGAAUCAAUCACGCAUACAACCGCAUGCUGGGCGAGGUCAUUGGAAUGAUGCUGACAUGCUACUGAUCGGAAAUUAUGGCUUGAGUAUCGAUCAAAGUAAAACACAAAUGGCCAUUUGGGCGGUUAUAGCGUCGCCACUCAUCAUGUCGAACGAUUUGAAAAAUAUCCGGCCGGAAUUCAAGGAAAUCUUGUUGAACAAGGAAGUGAUUGAUGUCAGUCAAGACGAAUUGGGUGUACAAGGGAUACGUAAGCGGUUCGAAGCCAGAAUUGAGACAUGGAUGCGCCCAAUAAAACCGAUAGUCAACGGUGAACUUUCGUACGCGAUAGCAUGGUCAAGCAAACGAAUCGACGGGGCACCGUUUACAGUGUCCGCUAACGUCGGAAGUUUGAAACUCACCAACGCAAAUGGGUAUCGUGUCACGGAUUUGUUCAACAAAAAUCGCUUUGUUAUGGACAUUUUGCCGGCGCAAAAUAUCACAGUUCGCGUUAAUCCGUCGGGUGUCGUCUUUUAUAAAUUUACAGCAAAAUAAAAACAGAAAUGUUGUUGGUGCGACAAUAUGAAGACAUUUUUUCUAUUACAAACAAUAAAAUUCUGAAAAUUA